UCGUCCUGGAACGUGAUGACCGUUUCCGCGAUGAAUUUUGGAUUGAUUCACUUAUAUUGGAAUGCUUCAACACCGAAACGUAAUGAAAUUUUGACCAUUCUGAAGAUGAAAAACGUGCUGCAGGAUAAAAUCAAGAAGCGCAAGAGCUUCGAGAAACAACUUCAGCGCAGCCAAGACAAAUUGAGCAGUCUGAAUGUCAACACAGAGGACGCGAUUCGAGUGUCCGAGUUGGAAAUUGAAAACGAGAAGUUACACAAGGACAUUCUACUGCUCCGAAACAGUAUCGAUCGUGGCAUUGCCGAAAAGGAAUUAGAGGCUCAAUUCCUUGCAUUGGAAGAAGAGAAUAGGCGUCGUCGCGACGAGUGUAUUCAGUUGCGUUCGAUUUUGGCGCAGCGUAGUCAUGGUUCACCCAGUAAAAUGAAUGGUCAUGCAAAUAACGUUGAUCAUUCUGACGACUACACACUGCACGAAAGCGAGUUGUUGCAAGCGUUCGAGGCGCAAAAAGUGGUCAACCGUCAAUUGGAAUCCGAAUUGACCGCUCUAACCGAGGAGAACAACUCGAAAAUGCUGGAUAUGAGCAAGGAAAUUGAAGAAUUGCGCUCCGAACGAAACCAAUUCCAAGAGAUUAUGCACAAUCAAAUUCGAUCGACCGAACUGUCGGAGGAGUACCACAGCAUUAUCAGUCAAGAUAACAACUCUGCGGUACAGAAGCAACAGAACGUUGACUACCUAAUGGCGGAGAUUAAAUCGAUCAGCGCGGCGUAUACACAAGUUUUGGAGGAAAAUAGCCGAAUGUCGAAAUCCAUUGGGAAGCUAAUGCAAGAAAAUCAAAUCUUGUCGAAACGACUGCGACAGAAUGGCAUUGAUGACUCGAUCGUGCCGUCGGAAAGUCUUGAAAAGUCACCAAUGAUCCACAAACGUGCCCCGACCUUCCAAGGCAUAUUUAAGUAUCGCGCAGUGGAUGUUUUAAAGCUGUUGCAGCGAGUCGUGGAUGAUUUGGAACCAGGAGUUGCCAAGACAUUGACACCAGCUCUGCCGGCGUAUAUUAUUUUUAUCUCCAUCAGACUUCUGAACCUCUUGAAGCAAUACGGUGGAUUGGAGGAGUACAUGAAGUUCAAUACACUUACACAAAAUGAGCAGCAGUUGAAAAAUUUCGAUAUGUCCGAGUAUAGACAAGUGAUCUUCUCCACAAUCAUCGUAUCGCAUCAGCAGAUCAUCCAACAGAUUCAGGAAAUUAUCAAAGUGCACAUUGUUCCCGCCAUUUUGGACUAUGAUGAAAUGGCACGCGGAAAACAAAAAGGCAAACGUGUUUCAGGCGUUUUCUACGAGCCACGAUCGUUGGUCAAUCAAUUGGACCACUUUUAUGAGUUGUUUAAGACCUUUGGUUUGGAUGACAUUUUCAUCGAUCAAAUUUUCAAGCAAUUCUUCUACUACAUUUGCGCCAUAUCAUUGAAUAAUCUCAUGCUGCGACGAGAGCUGUGCAUGUGGAAAACUGGCAUGAGAAUACGGUACAACAUAAGCUGUCUGGAGGAAUGGGCACGCAAAAUGAAAAUGAGCAACGAAAUCACCGAGCCAUUAACACCACUAAUUCAAGUUGCGUCGUUGUUACAAGCGAGGAAAGAAACCGAUCAAGAUGUUCAAGUGAUUUUAGACAUAUGCUCAACAUUGUCAACUGCUCAAGUAAUCAAGAUUCUGAAAUCAUACACGUUAGAUGAUUGUGAGGCUCCAAUCAAACCGGCAUUCAUUGAAAAUCUAACGACCAAACUGAAUGAGCGACCGAUGAAGACACCGACUGACACCUUCACAAUUGAUGAGGCGUUCGUGCAUCCGUUGAAAGUGGUGUACAAGUACGAUGACACACGCCUCGAGGAGAUCGAUUUACCGCAGAUUUUGAAUUUG
Messenger RNA from Sitodiplosis mosellana (orange wheat blossom midge), 1899 nucleotides. Its product is annotated as unconventional myosin-Va-like. Gene Ontology annotation, molecular function: GTPase binding. The transcript is spliced from 10 exons. The annotation marks the transcript as partial. Lineage: Eukaryota; Metazoa; Arthropoda; Insecta; Diptera; Cecidomyiidae. The record is from RefSeq and is a predicted model, not a curated record.